Messenger RNA from Pyrus x bretschneideri (Chinese white pear), 390 nucleotides. RefSeq lists its product as uncharacterized. The transcript has a single exon. The coding region runs from base 1 to 390 and encodes 129 amino acids. The record is from RefSeq and is a predicted model, not a curated record. Lineage: Eukaryota; Viridiplantae; Streptophyta; Magnoliopsida; Rosales; Rosaceae.
AUGACUUUGAAACACUUAAAAGGCCAAGUGCUAAAGGAUGGCCUUUUCAGUCUCCUCUAUUUGUUGCCUGUAACGCCUCAUUCACAGUCACCCUAUAAGGAGCUUGAUGCCAUCAUAUCUAUUCUGCUAGAGAGCGAGAGGGAUAUGGAGCGGUUGCAGAAACAAGAGGAGAACAUGCUGCAGGAAGUGACACAAAAAGCCAAGGAACUUCAUGAUAAGGAGUUCAAGCUUCCAUUUCAGAAGCCUAUGCCCUGCUCAAAUGAAAAAGAUGCUUGCUUGUCUUACUACAAAGAGCAUGCCGACAACCCUCUGAAAUGUGCUGGUGUUGUUAAAAGUUUUGAAAAUUGCACUCGCAGAAUUAGGCAGCAAGUGGGUUCAGCAGAAAAGUAA